UUACAUUUUAGUACACUUAAAGCAGAGCAAGAGUUAAGUUUACUGAAAAUUGUUCAAUCGAAGAAAUCCUACAAUAGCUAUGUUUUCACUUAAGUUAAUUUCUCUUGUUUUACUAAUUGAGAUUAAUAUUUCGGCACUCGACGCGCGAACAGUGCAUAAACAUGGCAAGAAGGGCAAACUCUCCGUGAGGAGUGAUGUCGAAGUCGUUUCCAAACUUUUGGAUGUGGACGAAUUCAAGCAUCAUAGCUACGAAGAGAUGCUGUGGUUCAUGAAGUAUUUCGCGUCAAAAUAUUCCGAUAUUGCUUCUCUCUACGAUAUCGGAGAAUCUGUACAGAACCGAAAACUCUGGGUCCUUGAAAUCUCCGGCAAUCCCGGCAAGCACGACCCUGGUGAGCCCGAGGUUAAACUCGUUGGCGGGAUUCACGGCGAGGAAGCAAUCAGUAAGGAGGUACUACUGCAGUUCAUAAAGGUGCUUUGCGAGAAAUACGAUAAAGACCCUGAAUUGACAAAACUCGUCGAUACAACCCGGAUUCAUAUUUUACCAAGUCUCAACCCUGAUGGCUAUGCUAUGGCGAGAACGAAAGGAGACAGUCAUCGCGGGAUUGGACAUACCAACGCACAUGGCAUUGACUUAAAUAGAAAUUUCCCAGACCAGUUUUUCCCCACAACGUCGCCUGAACAACCUGAAACAAAAGCCGUUGAAAAAUGGAUCAAAUCACAUCCUUUUGUUCUAUCAGCCAGUUUACAUGCGGGCUCAUUGGUAGUUACGUACCCCUACGAUGAUUCCCCUUCGGGACAGAGCGUGUACAGUGCUACGCCGGACGACGACGUUUUCCGACAUCUCGCAAAGAUUUACUCGGUGAACCAUCCAACGAUGCAUUUAGCAAAUCCAAAACUGAGCUGUUCAACAUAUGGUCAACAUUUCAUUGACGGUGUUACGAAUGGAGCUAAAUGGUUCAGCGAGCCAGGGGGGAUGCAGGAUUAUAACUACGUCCGUUCAAAUUGUUUUGAAGUUACCAUUCAACUUGGAUGUGAUAAGUUUCCAAAUUCCUCCAAGAUCGAAACGUAUUGGAAAGAGAAUAAAAAGUCGUUGGUAAAUUUUAUCAAAGAGGUUCACACAGGAGUGAAAGGUUUCGUAAAAGACAUCCAUGGCAAACCUCUGGCAGGAGCAAGUGUCACAGUGUCUGAUCGUCAACAUCCUGUCGCAACAGCAAAGGAUGGCGACUACUGGAGGUUACUAGUACCAGGCUCCUAUGAAAUACAAGCAAUCAGCACGGGGUAUAAGCCUCAGAGAAAAGUGAUAGAAGUUCAUUCUGAUAAAGUUGCUGUUCUUGAUUUCGCUUUAAAACCGUUCCGUGAUGACGGUGAAGAUGAAGCUUUCGCUGGUUUGUAUAACGACGAUCCUCGUGAGAGUGGCAAACAUACUUGGUCAGCGGGAGCUAGCAGAUCACGUGAAGGUGAUAACACAGCACCUGAAGACACGAAAGGAGAUUUUUCAGGCGCAUCUUCAGAGGAAUACGACGACCGACCAAAAGGUAAAAAUUCCGCAGUUAAACGUCCUGCUUCUCCAGAAAUGGAAGAAGAUGCAAGAAAGAAGACGCUGGAAAGGGACAGCGAGAAGGAAUCAACCCAACAUGAUUCCACCACACCAAAUCCUUCACCCAAAACGACAAACGCUGCAUUGAAAGAGAAUACUGCAAUCGGAAAAAGAGUUGUUUGCCAUGUACGAGGAAAGGCGGGGAUUCUGAAGGGCGUGUUGAAAUGGAUUGGCUAUCUUCCAACUUUACCCAAAAACAAAGAUAAUAUUGUAGCAGGAAUCCGGCUGGAUAAGAAAGAUAAACUGGGAACCGAUGGAUCAUUCAUGGGUAAAAGGUAUUUCACGGCUGCUCCAAAGCAUGGGUAUUUUGUCAGAUACAAGGACUGUAAGGAGAUUUAGUGGAAAUCAAAGUAACUCUACUUCGAUAAGAAAAUGAAAGUGGGAGCCGCGAUGGUUACAUGAAGAUAUUUUUGACGUUUCGCAAGGCGAUGAAAAUGCAGGCUUUGCAGAAAGAUAUAUAUAGCCUGUAUAUUUUUCUUAAAAUGAUAAUUAUGUGUAAAAUGCAAUGGUAACAAAAACAUAGUCAUCAACAAUUGAUAUUUUUUUUAUUUAUUUCUGUAUUUUUGGAUUCAUUUAUCUCAUACUUUACACCUUUAAUUUUUAAGAUACAUUUUUAUAAAAAAAUACGAGGAAUUCCAAAAUAUAGUAUCAUUUACAUUA
This is a messenger RNA of Dendronephthya gigantea, 2257 nucleotides long. RefSeq names its product carboxypeptidase D-like. Gene Ontology annotation, molecular function: zinc ion binding; metallocarboxypeptidase activity. Gene Ontology annotation, biological process: proteolysis. Lineage: Eukaryota; Metazoa; Cnidaria; Anthozoa; Malacalcyonacea; Nephtheidae. The coding region runs from base 80 to 1936 and encodes 618 amino acids. The transcript is spliced from 4 exons. The record is from RefSeq and is a predicted model, not a curated record.